Messenger RNA from Echinops telfairi (small Madagascar hedgehog), 4589 nucleotides. It is a transcript of the gene CUNH5orf24, whose product is annotated as chromosome unknown C5orf24 homolog. The transcript is spliced from 2 exons. The coding region runs from base 205 to 774 and encodes 189 amino acids. Lineage: Eukaryota; Metazoa; Chordata; Mammalia; Afrosoricida; Tenrecidae. The record is from RefSeq and is a predicted model, not a curated record.
UUCGAGACUAGCAGGAUUCAGUCCGACCCUUGGCAAGGAACGUGGCCUCCGACUCGCUAGAGCAUCCCAGUGGGGCCCAGGUGGUGCCGGGGGCUAAGCAUUAGGCCACUAACCCCAAGGUCGGGGAUUCUUCGCAAGAAAUGUGGCCGAGGUACUUUCAGUGAAAUCUGUACUAGAGUAUGGGAACAGUCAGAGAUAACGAAAAUGAUGCAUCCUGUUGCCAGCAGUAACCCAGCUUUCUGUGGGCCUGGCAAGCCUUCUUGCCUCAAUGAAGAUGCCAUGAGAGCCGCUGCUGACCAGUUUGACUUAUAUGCCUCCCAGCAAAGCAAAUACAGCCACACAGUCGGCCACAAACCCAUGGCUUGUCAGAGGCAAGACCCACUAAAUGAAACACACUUGCAGACUACAAGUGGCAGGAGCAUAGAAAUAAAAGAUGAACUAAAGAAAAAGAAAAAUCUCAACCGAUCUGGUAAGCGCGGCCGGCCUUCGGGAACCACCAAAUCAGCGGGAUACCGGACCAGCACAGGCAGACCCCUGGGAACCACCAAAGCAGCUGGAUUUAAGACAAGUCCAGGCCGACCUCUGGGUACAACUAAAGCCGCGGGAUACAAAGUCAGCCCAGGGAGACCUCCAGGUAGCAUUAAAGCUCUGUCGCGUCUUGCCGAUCUCGGUUACGGCUGUGGCACUGCUGCUUUUCCUUACCCGAUGAUGCACGGCAGAGUGGUUCACGGGGUCGGGGAAACCAGCAGUGAAGUCAAGCCGCCCAAUGAGUGAAUGAAUGAGCAGGAAAGGAGGGUCUGCUUGAGAAGGAAGAGUGUGAAUAAUCCCAAAGCUUCUUGGUUUUUUUUUACACACAGGAGUGUAGGGCCUGGGCUUUCCAAAUCUGUUUCCAUUUGACUUUUUCCUGCUUUUGCUCAGAGCUGCCAUAUGCGGGCAGAUGCACUCAGGGCGCGAGCAGGGCAUUGUAUUUGUACAUAGAUUCAACUGUAAUACCACCUAAAUCAUUUUUGGUUUUCCGUUAGUGUUAUGGCAGUCCCGUGUGUUUCAUUACAACUGUUGGCCAUUCUAAACAGAUACAUUUGAAACCGUUAAAACUAUUAGUUUGUGAAGUGCAGUAUAACAAAGGUACUAUCUGGAGGUAUUUUUAACUGAUGAGUAAAACAAACUAAUGAUUUGGACUUGCAUAAGGUAAUAACUGAAUUUUUGUACCAUUUUCAUGAGACGGGACACAUUCAUAUGCAUUGGCAUUUUACAUAAACUUCAGAUGUUAAAAAGCUUACUUGUAAUUUCUAUGUUUAGGUAGCUUCGUAUUUAUUUACCUACAUGCCAUUAAUUGCUCUAACCAUCAAUGUUUGUUUUUCAGCAGUGAUAAGUUAUAUGUUUUUUAAUUGCAUAAGAGCAUAUAUACCAAACACUACAAAUAAUGCAUAUUUACAAAAAAAAUUGAACUAUUUUAUGAUCACCUGCACAUGACAUUUCUAAUGAAAUAUAAUGCAUUCUGAGAAGAGCAUAUUUAAUAGAAAUAGGAAAAGAGACAUUCCGAAGGCCCGCAUAUGGCUAUGGUCAGUACAUGCUGCCUUUUUUAUACUUAGUGAAUUUUUUAAAGUAUUAUGUUUAAAGACAUUGAUUAGUGUUGCUCAUUUAUUUGUAAUUUUUUAGUUUUUCUGAGGAAUACUCCCAUUACAUUAGAAUUUAUUGUGUUUUCCGGUUUAUAUCUACCAAGGUCACAAAUUUAAUGGUAGACCGUAAAACUGGUAUAAACAGAAGGCAGUCUCCUGGCUGUCAGAACCCAAAUAUUAAGAAAUAUAUAAGAAUUCAUCUAUGCAUGAAAAAAAUAGAAAAAUAUGCUUAUUAUUUAAAAUCUUGUGGAUCCUGGGAGACCACUUCAUCCAAAAGAAUUUUUCCCCCCAACAAUGUUUGCUUUAAAAGCAAAAAUAGAUAGAAAAGGAAAAAACAACAGCAUUGGGGUAAAUAUAUAUAGUAGGGCAGGAGGUAAAUCCCUUUCCAUCGUUUUUGAAAGUAAUAGCCCUUGUUAAUACACAUUUUAUUUAUUCUGAGUUUGUCUAAAUAAAUUAAACUAUUUUAAACUUUGGAUUUGAAAAUUCCACUGAACUUUAAAGUUACAAUGUAUGUACUUGCAAUUUAAUUGCCUUUGAGAUUAUAUUAUUAUAGAUUUACAGUACCCCAAAAUUUAAAAAAUUAUUGAAAGGGCACAUGCUGUGUUGUUUGGCUUGCUCUCAGUUAAUGCAAGCUCUGAUUGCAAAUGGAUGUCAUGUUUCGUACCUUUUUUAUCAGGAAAAAAGCAGCAAGCCUUCAGGUGUUCCAGUGAUGCCUGACACAAUGAGCUGGACUUUAUGCUGCUCUUUACAGUAAGAGGUGUUGCAUUAUGUGUGGGACUGUGUGCACUGGCAUCUAAGACAGUGACCUCAACAAUUUUAGCAUUGCACAAACCAUAGAGAACAGUGUGGGAUGACUGCUUAAUCAAUUGUCACAUUCUGGCAGCUAAAUGGCUUCAAGAGUAUGUUCUUGCUGAGGCUUAAAAUAGAAAUUUUAAGUAAUUUAUUCAGUAUAACUUCUGACACACACAAAUGCUUACAUCUGUAUUCAUAUGUUCAUCUAUCUGUUUUUAUUAUGUAUCUGUCAUUUAGCUAUUUCUCAAGAUGAUGUUCAGCAGUUGGUUGCUUAGAAAUCCUUUUUGAACCUCGUUCCUGUAUUAAAUGUUUUUUCUUAUGAUAAUAUAUACCACUGUCUAGGAUUUGACCGCAUGUUGCGUUCUAUAGGAAGUCCAUUUGGCAUUUCCCUUUCUGUUUGUUUCAUUCCUGAUUUUGCUCUAUGGACCCACGGCCCUUUCCUAUGUUCAGCCACCUCACUCGCCCCGAGCCUCCAGCCCAGCUACUCAGUGGUGCUCUGUGUCAGAAGAUAAAGCAGAUGUAUUAUUGUAUAAUGAAUUUUGUACACGUUUAUGAAAUGGUAAAAUCAACUAAAGGAGGUCUGGCUCAGCAGUGAGGCGCUAUGUCCCAGGAAAGAAAGCGGGGAGAGGGAAGGAUGUUCUGCGGCUGUGAAUGGAUAGCAAUGGAUUGCUGUUUAUGUGGGCAGUGAUCCAGAAUAUUUGAUCCAUAUACUGGUGUGCAUCUCCUUAAUCCACUUACGCUUUCUCCUGGUGAACAGUGUACUAGUGCCAUGCUGAAGAGAAAGACACAUACGUGAUAAUGUAUUUGAAAUCUUAAAAUAUUAUAAGGUAUUUUUACUUCUGUAUAAUCUGAAGACUACAUUGUGCAUCUUUUGUAACACUGUCUCUUGUCAUGGUAAACACUGAAAUAGCAUGUUAAAUGAUUGCCUAAACUUUAAUAUAAUCAGAUGGGGAAAGCUGAUCUUUUCUCCCGACUGUAUGAUUGUUCCUUGAAAGGUAAAUUACUAAUUUUAUACUGUGUAAUUCUGUUCUUCACAAAAUAGGUUUCACUAUUCUAUAUUAAAACUUUUGGUCAGAAAAUGAUCUACCAUUCAAGUAAGUUUGUCUUAUUUUUUCUUUAGAUAUUUUAACAUGCCAUUUUUAUUAUUCUAUUAACAAAUAAGGAGCUCUAAUACAUAUAAAAUUUUCAUUUUUUUGACAGAUAACUUUGCAUAACCAAUCUUCAGUAUGGGAUGAUUUUGAUACUAUCUUUGGAGUUUUGCCCUGGGUAUUUAAAAAAAAUUGGCACAAUGUAUUAAAAGAAAAUAUAAGUAUCUCAUUAAUUUUAAUAUUUGGGGAAAUUUUUAAAGUCAGUAUUUUAGUUAGACAAAAAUUCCUUGUACCUUUAAUUGCCUUGAAAAAAGAAACAUCUGUCAAAUCAAUAUUCAUUCCAAACUGAUGUGUGAAUUUACAUGCACAUUAAAGUAAGAUAAGAGUUGGUUUGCGUUGAGGGAGAAAAGUCUAGAUUCAUUUAUUAAGCCAAGAGUGAUCCAUCCAGUGUAAGUAUGAGUUAAAGAAGAUAAAAUCAAACUUCUCUUUUGUAUUUUAAGAAGCUUUAAAAGAACAAUUCAGGGGAUGUCAGUAACUGCCACUCUGUCAGUCAUUGUCUAUAUGCAGUACAACUUUAUUAUCCCUUUAUAAUAGAAUAGUUCAUAACAGUUAUUCAAAACAUUUUCCCUUGGACCACAUAUAUUUUUAAACUACCAUUAUUUUUUAACUAUAUGCUAUUAAACUCUAGGGUGUAUCUAAGUCUCUCGUUUUUCUUCUCCCCUCCCAAGUAGAUAAGUCUCUGCUUUUUGCAUAUAAUGAUUUAAGUUUUGAAAUUUUUUAUGCUAUAGUAAAUCAAUAAGUGUGUGAUUUAUAGUAUUAAGACCACUCUGAUUCUUUUAAAAUUUUUAUAAUAUCCUUUUUCACAGGUAAUUAGGUAAUUAUGGGAGAAAAUAACUACCAAUUAACUGAUAAAAGCACGCUGUCCUCUGCUGUAAAAAAGUCUGAAUAAAUACUGUGUAUGUUUUUCUGUCCAUGAACUUGAGCUACUCGUGUGCAAUUAAUGUCUAUGGAAUGGAGUAGUGUUCAUGAUUUGUAUCUACAUCAUCAUAUGGAUGUAUAUUUAUUAAUAAAGUCAUUACUUUCAAACCAA